This is a messenger RNA of Phlebotomus argentipes, 3241 nucleotides long. RefSeq lists its product as uncharacterized. NCBI's taxonomy places the organism in Eukaryota, Metazoa, Arthropoda, Insecta, Diptera, Psychodidae. The transcript is spliced from 7 exons. Bases 398 to 3184 code for a protein of 928 amino acids. Gene Ontology annotation, biological process: nucleobase-containing compound metabolic process. The record is from RefSeq and is a predicted model, not a curated record. Gene Ontology annotation, molecular function: 3'-5' exonuclease activity; nucleic acid binding.
ACAUGGCGACGUGAUUGGCGAUUGUUCGGUGUGGGUUGGUUCCUAAUUUUAAGUGAAUUUCGCGCAGACCACCGUUUCCAGAUCACUUGAAUCCUGUCGCGAGGAUCUAUAUCGUGUCACUGAGGCCCGCGAGUGCGACUGUGCGUGACCCGGCGGCGUGUGAGGGUGGCGAGAAAAGUGCGGAGUCUCCACGCACACAGGCGGACGGCCAGUUACGUCAAGUCCGAUAGAGAAUUCAAGUGCAUUCCCAGCGAAAUUCCAGAAGUGCACACAGACUCGCGGGCCGAGAGAAAUCUACUCUCGAUGGUCAGCAAAGUGGAUCCCGGGCGAUUUCUCAUCUGAUCAGCCGACUUGAGAUUGAGGAGGGGUUGCGCAACAGGGCUUCCGGGGCCCCACGAUGGAGACCAUGGAGUACGAGCUGGCGCGCAACAUGACGCUGCUGUUCUUCCUGGAGCGCCUCCUGGACAAGGGGGAGCCGCGCACCCUCCAUGAUCUCUCGUGCCAGUUCGGCGCCAAGGGAUUCACGCGGGAGAUGCGACAGAUCGCCGGAGGGAGUCAAUCAGGUCUGAAGAAAUUCCUGGCCAGCUAUCCGGCGCUGUUCUACAUCAACGGAGACUAUGUGCACGUCAACACGUACUUGUCGGCGUCCCCGGACGAUCCCACGGGCGCUCCCAGUCGCGACUACACGCAGGAGGCGAAGGAGUACUUCAAGAACAAGCUGCUGAUGUACGGACUGGGCACUGAGGUGCCCAUCCGCAGUCUUCUGGGCCAUCGCAGUCAGGCUUCGCCGCAGGUGCGCCACAUCUCGGGGCAGCACAUCAAGGAGUUCACGGACUUCCUGUGCAAACAUCCGGACGUGUUCACUGUGAUUGAUGAGCACGUGAUGCUGGUGGAGACGGAAGAUCUCAAGGAUAUUCCGGCUGGAGAGCGCCUCCAUCUGCCACAACCCUCAAUCGAUACAAUUGCCACGCAACAGUUGCUCGACUUUUUUGCUCACUGGAUCGAAAACAAAGGGCCAAUUCUUGUUGAUCAGCUCUUCCAUAUGGUGACUUCCAAGUUUCCUGAGGAGAUGUGGCUGCGGAUGUUCAAGACACCGAGUGAUCUGUCGACAUUCCUGAAACUCUUCUCAGAUUGCUUCCACAUUCAAUCAAAUCUAGUCACACUACUGCAGAAGCCACGACUGUCCGAUGCUCACAUUCAGCAGGCUCAGGCCAGAGCCAGGGAUCAGUUCAAUAACAAUGCCACAAGGACGAUGUCGCCACAAAUGAGACUGCAGAACAACAAUACUGUGGCGCAGACGGUGGGGGAUUUCAAGCUGAAUGAGCCGGUGACGAGUAACAGCAGCAAUUCGCCGACCGCGAGCAACAAGAGCGAACCAAAUAGUGGAUUUGACAGUCUGGUCCACGACAAUGAUGCCAAAUUGGACAGCUUGUGCGACAGGAAUUGCCCCAGUGGGGCCAUUGGAUCGUACUACACAAGCUCCACGCCGCCGGCUACUGCUCCGCACAAUCCGCCGGCUGUGCAACCUGCGCCGGAGAAGCCCUCGGCGAAGAACCAGACGUUGAAGCAGCGCAUCAACAGUCUGGUGAUCAAAACGCUGGCCGAGAACUUGGAGAAGGACAAGCAAGCGAUGAGUGCUCUUCAGGGCGGAGCGACAGCCAAUGAUGGCAAGUCGCAGAACUCGAGUCCGGUCCAUGUGAACAACUACUUUGUGGGUGACACGUGGAAGAUCAAGGUGUUGCAGAAUACGCGCGUGAUUGCCACAAUCAAGGAGUGUCUCUUCGUCACUGAAGCCAUACUCAAGUCGGCGGUGAAUGAUCAAGUGGUGAUCAGUUUCGACUGUGAGGGCAUCAAUUUGGGCGCCAAAGGGCAGCUGACGCUCGUGGAGAUUGGCACAACGCGUGGCGAGGCGUUUAUCUUCGAUAUACUCUCGUGUCCGGAAAUGGUGGUUGACGGAGGACUGAAGAACCUCCUCGAGAGUGAGAAUGUCAUCAAGAUAAUUCACGAUUGUCGCAAUGAUUCCAUCAAUCUGUACAACCAAUUCAACAUACUGCUGAGGAAUGUGUUCGACACCCAAUCGGCUCAUGCGAUUCUGCAGCUUCAGAAUCACGGGAAGCAGGUGUACAAGGUGAAGAAUGUGUCACUCAACACACUGUGCGAGAUGUACGGCGCCCCGAUAAAUCCAAUGAAGGAUCAGCUGAAGAAUGUAUAUCGGAGGGAUCAGAAGUACUGGGCCAGGAGGCCGCUGUCGCGCGAUAUGCUCCUCUAUGCCGCCGGUGAUGUCCUCGUGCUGAUCAAUGAGCAACUCUAUGCAGCCAUGGCAAGUGCCAUAUUGCCGGAAUAUCGUGGAUUGUUGUCUGAACUGUGCACAGAACAGAUUCUAAUGCUAAUCCGUCCAAUUGAGGUGAAGAUGAGGAAGAAGCAGAGGAAAAUUAGCACCGAAGUGGCUGAUUUGCGUGCUAAAUUGUCACAGUCGAGCAAUAAGAACAUAGUUUUAAGUAACCGAGAAAUUCGUCUUUUGCGCUAUCUGGACUUGACGGAGGAGGAGAAGGAAAAGCUCAAGGGAUCGUACAAGGUGGCUAAGAAGUUGGAGAAGCUGGAGAAUUUGGGACAAGAUCGCGAUCAAAGUGACUCAGAGGACGAUGGUGAGGUUGCUGAGCAGGAGUACGCGAGCCUCGACAGUGUUCCAUCGGACAAUUCCUUGCCCGGCGCUGGAACAUUCUCCCCGCGAAAUUCCGAGCCACCGAGUCUCACGGAAUCAAUGCAGCUAAUGGAUGAGAUACUAUCGGACACGACAAUGGACAGAAUGGCGAAGAUUGAUAAGCUUGAGGCCAUUCUAUCGGCAGCUACACUUCUUCCCAGUGAUCCGGUCUUCUCGCAGACUCCUGACCAGAUACUCUCGGCCACCAGUGCUAUUUUGAACGCCAACAACGAAAACAAUCUCAAGAAUCAAGUGCAUCGCGAGGCAGAGAAUCGAAGCUCUGGCAAGUGCUGCCAAUGUUCAUGUCACGAUAAGGCGCCGGGUCGCGGUGUGAAUCGACAGAAGUUGGUGAUGAAGCAAGAUGAGGCUUGUCAGACGCUCAGCACCGGUGAUAUUGUGAUAACGAAGAUAUUCUUCAAGGAGGACCAAGAGAAGGCACAGGAGAAAAUCCUCACAUCGUCACUGAAGAAGAAUACAAACUAAAUGUGUUGGGCUUCCGAUGAAAUUCAGCGCUGAUACGGUGAGCAAUAGUAGGUAAUA